Molecule: messenger RNA, 2805 nt
Organism: Bemisia tabaci
Lineage: Eukaryota; Metazoa; Arthropoda; Insecta; Hemiptera; Aleyrodidae
Product: DNA excision repair protein ERCC-8
Biological process (GO): transcription-coupled nucleotide-excision repair; proteasome-mediated ubiquitin-dependent protein catabolic process; protein polyubiquitination
Cellular component (GO): Cul4A-RING E3 ubiquitin ligase complex; nucleotide-excision repair complex
Molecular function (GO): protein binding
Source: RefSeq, a predicted model, not a curated record
AAACAAAACAACGUAAGCCGACUGGGACUGGGAAAUGGAAAAUUGCCGUAAACAAACGUAGGAAUUACGGAAAAUAGUGUUUUAAGUAGUGUUUGACGUGUUUUUUCUCUAUCGUCAGUUUGUAGUCGUGUGUGGACUUUGUAACUGUAGUGGUUAUACUCUACUUCAUAUUUCUUUAAGUUAUAACAGCUCUCUUCCUCCAGCUUCUUUUCGGUCGCUUUUCUAAAAUGUAAUAUCAACUACGAUUCAUCCAAAUUCUUUGGAUGUACACAAGGUACUCGGAAAAGCUCAGAAGCAGUUUUUAUGAAGGAAAAGCAUGUUCCGAAGUCUGGAAAAUGCUAGGGCAGGAGUUGUCAGUCCCAAUGCUUUUAGAACAAUCGAAAUCACCAAACGCUCCUAUAAUUUACAGCUUAGUCAACUGCGCGAUAUCGAGAGCGUUCACACUGCUCUCAUUAACUCAAUUCAAGUUGACAAUAAAAUUGGGCGAUACAUGCUGUCAGGAUGUGCCGACGGCACAAUUUACAUCCACGAUCUUUUCAAUCUCUCUGGUUCUCCGUCACAUACAUGCAAAGCUGUUUGGAGAGAAAAGAAAGCUACCGUGAACUCCCACAAUGCAAGUGUUGAAACAGUGCAGUGGUAUCCAUUUGAUAUGGGGCUCUUUGUAACCAGUGGCUUGGACAAGAUUUUAAAGAUCUGGGAUGCUAAUACUUUGCAGCCAUGCUCAAAGAUCUCUGCCAAAGGACAAAUUUAUCAACAUCACAUGUCUCCUGUACCUGCAAAAAAUUGUGUCAUCGCCGUGGCAAGCAGUGAUCACAAUGUUGUUUUGUUCGAUCUGAGAAUCGGAAAUUGUACACAAGAACUUCGAGGCCACUCGAAUGCCGUCAUCUCUUGUGAGUGGUCUUCAAAUGAUGAGCACAUUCUUGCAACCGGAGGCUCUGACUCAAGGCUAUUGGUGUGGGAUAUUAGGUCUGCUAAGCAUUGUUUACUAAGCCUAGAUAUAGAAAGUAAAAACGCAGUCUUAGAUCAUAAAAAAGCCAACCGAGCGCAUGAUGGCUACAUAUCGAGUGUUAAAUUCAUCGACAACAGCACCUCUUUACUCUCGUUCGGCACAGACAAUAAACUAAGGCUAUGGAAUUUAGUUAGUGGAAAAAAUCAAGAGGUUGAUUACGGGAACAUAAAAAACAAUCGAAAGAAAAAAAUACAAAUCGAUGUCUCUCAAAAUUCUAAUCCUAGUGUAGUUUAUGUACCAUCUGAUGGAAAUAUUUUGAUUUUUGAAAUUAAAACUGGUGAUUUAGUCAAUACUCUCACCGGUCAUUAUAACAAAACGAAUUGUUGUUAUUUUGAUCCUAUUUAUUUAUACUUAUAUAGUGGUGGCUAUGAUCAAACAAUUUUGGUUUGGAGCGAUGACAACGUUCAGUACGUUGGAUAUACAGAUAGUAAAAAACCAGUCAGUUCCUCUAAAAGUAAGUUUGGAAGGCCUCAAAAACCGGUUGUUGAUCCUGAAUCGUUGCUAGAAGAUGCAUGGAGUGAUGAAGAUUGAAUUUGUUACUUAAUCUUUUUCACAAGUUUUUUGGAAUUUCCAUUUCCCCUAAUUUCUGGGAUUACAGAAAAAGCACAAUGAGAACUUCGCUCGUAAGGAGAACAAACUGCCUCGAUGCAAAGUUUGUAAAUGCCUUUCAUUAGUUUAUAGCCAACGGAGGAGCUCUUGCAUGCAAAAGGAACUUGCACUUUAAGUACUUUUUUUGGUGCAAAACUGGUUACAAGACGAUUUGUCCACUCAUUUUGUCCAGUAUUAAAAUUGGCUGUUGAUAAUCAAGCCAGUGGUCUAAAUUUUUUGUCCAGACAAGUAUCCCAAUAUUUCGGCCCAAAAAUUAGAUCUGGUCCAACGGAUUAACCACAGAUGGUAGAUGAAAUUUCAUUGCACGAAAAUGGAGGAUGAAAGUCAACAAAUUCCAAUUGUUUCACUGUUGAAAUUUCGAGGAUGGAAGUUCAUGAAUUUCAAGUGUUUCAUGAAAUUUUACUCUUCUGGUUGUAGUGUGUUGCACAAGAAUUGAUUUGUAACUCUCUGAUUCAAUGCAUAUAAAGGAUAAAAUAAUACCAUCAUAUGCAAUGUUAUAUUGCAUUAGUUAUUGUCUUAGACACUUUCAUGGAAAAGUUUUAAUACAACAAGAUUGCAUUCAAACCAACAAAUUUAUACGACAAAAAAAUGUGAUAGUCACAUUAAGUAUGGAUGAAAAAAAGCAUAUGAAUCGUCUUGUAACUGUAAAAUUUUGCAAGAAACUUGAUGGCGCCUCUUGUUUUGUCUGAAACAAACUCCUAAGCUCAAAAAGAGCUCUUAUAGUUGAGGCUGUGAUGGAGGAAAUCUCCCGUGUUAUGCUGAGAAUCUACCACUGCAUCCAAUCAAACUCUCCAUUCACAGAUAGGGAGUAAAUAAAUUAGCAGGGUGUCCCAGAAUGAAUUAAAUUUCAGCCUUUACUUGGUAGGUCAAUGCUCUUCUCCUCAUCUUAAACUUUUGAAGAGACGUAAAAAACUAAUUCAAGUUUACUUGUGAUGUCAUUUUAGUCGUCCUGUAAAAUCUUCUCUUGCUUUUGACUCUAUUUCACUUUAUACUGUCCCUUUUUGUGAUAUUUUGUACCUAAGUAUUAUUGAAGUUGUAAAUCUCAAAUGGCCGUUUGUUAAAAAGAUGUUGAUGUUGAGAAAAUUGGAGUUUGAGAUAGGUCUCUUCCUUUUUUCCCUUUGUCUGUCAAGUUUUAUUCUGUUCAUUUAUUGUUGAAGCAUUUUAAUACAUUGUCCUUUUACUUUUUA